AUGGCAAUAGCUCAUAACAAGCUUUAUUUGGGCAUCACUGGGACAGCUCUGUGCGAGAAUCCCUCACAGGAGAAGACCUUCGGAGACCAGGACAUGGAGCUACUGCCUAGAAGGAGAAGAGGGACAAAAUCUAUUUGUGCUAACAUAAAUGUGCAAAAUAAAAGUGCUAACAUUGACAAUAAAGUAAGAAGAAUUGGACCACACAUAGAAAUCUUCCAAGUGUUCCAGGAAAGGAAAAAACAUAAAAUCACCAAAAAAACAGUUAAAAUGAUCACUGUCAUGCAGGCAUAUAUCAGAGGCUGGCUUGAACGCAAAAGAUUCCAAAGAGUAAUGACCAAGGCUUUGUAUCAUGGGCCAAAUUUGGGAGCAGUUAUAAAAAUGUAUCACAGACUAAUGCAUCGUGUUAAAUAUCGACUUGGUCUUUGGAGGACAAGACAAAUCGUAAACUUUGCAGAGCUAGAGGAAUGGAUGGACCGAAAAAAAUUCUAUGAAAUAAUGUUUGCUAAGAGAGAAUAUUGGCAAGGAUUAGAAAGAAGUAAGCUCCUUAAGUACUUCAACGACUGUGGUCAUUUCCCAACCCAGCAGCAAAUUGAUAAGGUUUGGGACCUGGUCCAUAGAGAAGACACUGUAAAAUAUUCUGAAAUCAUCAAGAAGUCCAAUGCAAUUGAAAUGUUGUUUACGCUCUAUCCUCCUCAAGGUGCCCAUGUGCAUAGUAAUGUGCAAGUUAGAUCAACCUGGCUGAGACCCAUAGUGAAUGGAGAAGAAGGAUAUAAAUAUAUAGUGAAUGGACAUCCAAUACUCAAAAGAGCUAAUAUCCAGAUUGUUGGGAAGUUAGUAUCCAGAUCUAUGAGAGACAGGAAAAUGAGACAACAUUAUUAUCAUGAGAAGUAGAAUCAUGUUUUUCUUCAAACAAUAUUGUUAGCAUAGCACUUGAACCUAUCUAUCCAGAGAUAGGCUCACAUUGGACAUAGAUUAAUUCUGUACCAACAGCAAAAAAAGGACAAGCAUCUUUACAUAUUCAAAGGAUUUCAACAAGUAAGUUUAUAAUUUAUAAUAUCCUUGGAUGAACCAUUCAUUAGAUCUUCUGAAAAACACCUGUUUUAUCAUGAUGAAGUUGAAACCAUAGAGGGUCAGACAUUCCUUUCACUGGACUUCAGUUUGUUUUGUUAC
Manis pentadactyla (Chinese pangolin) is the source of this 1170-nucleotide messenger RNA. RefSeq names its product IQ domain-containing protein M-like. The record is from RefSeq and is a predicted model, not a curated record. The transcript is spliced from 6 exons. Gene Ontology annotation, molecular function: protein binding. The coding region runs from base 1 to 891 and encodes 296 amino acids. Lineage: Eukaryota; Metazoa; Chordata; Mammalia; Pholidota; Manidae.